AUGGCGACGUUAUCAGAGCAAGCAUCAAAACUAUUGGACUUCAAUCAGAAGUUGGAUAUCAACUUGCUGGAUAAUAUUGUAGGAUGUAUGUAUACUGGAAUGGGAGAGCAGCAAAGGAUUGCUCAAGAUGUGUUGACAACCCUUAAAGAACAUCCUGAUGCUUGGACGAGAGUAGAUGCUAUUCUUGAAUUUUCAACGAAUCAGCAGACCAAGUAUUAUGCUCUACAAAUUUUGGAGCAAGUUAUCAAAACAAGGUGGAAAAUCCUUCCACGAAAUCAGUGUGAAGGUAUUAAGAAGUAUAUCGUAGGAUUAAUUAUUAAAACAUCAUCAGAUCCUGAAUUGAUGGAACGUGAAAAAGUUUAUUUAAAUAAAUUGAAUAUGAUUCUUGUGCAGGUUUUAAAACGCGAAUGGCCAAAAAACUGGCAAUCCUUCAUUCCAGAUAUUGUGGGUGCCAGUAAAACAAAUGAGAGCCUUUGCCAAAACAAUAUGAUAAUUUUAAAACUUUUAAGUGAGGAAGUAUUCGAUUUUUCUACGGGUCAACUUACUCAAACUAAAGGCAAACAUCUUAAAGAUUCAAUGUGUCAAGAAUUCUCUCAAAUAUUCUAUCUCUGCCAAUUUGUUCUUGAUAAUUCACAAAAUGCUCCUCUUGUGGGUGCAACAUUGGAAACGCUAUUGAGGUUUCUAAAUUGGAUUCCUUUAGGAUAUAUUUUUGAAACAAAACUAAUUCAAACUCUCAUCAUGAAAUUUUUGAAUGUCCCGAUGUUCAGGAAUGUUACAUUGAAUUGUCUAACUGAAAUCGCGGGAUUAGUGAAUGUAUCUAAUUAUGAUGCGAUGUUCAUAACUCUUUUUACUGAGACAAUGACGAAACUUCAAGAAAUGCUUCCAUCAUCAACUAAUAUUCGGGAAGCUUAUGCAGUUGGACGAGAUCAAGACCAGAAUUUUAUCCAAAAUCUUGCAAUGUUUCUUUGUACCUUUUUAAAAGAUCAUGGCAGUCUUGUUGAGAAAAAGGAGUUCAAUAAUGUUCUUUUAACAGCUCUUCUGUAUCUUGUCCGUAUUUCUGAAGUUGAAGAAGUGGAAAUCUUUAAAAUAUGCCUCGAGUACUGGAGCGCUCUUGCAUCAGAUCUGUACGAAGAAUCUCCAUUUUCUGCUCAUUGUCCAUUAUAUCACAAUAAGUUUCCUACCAGCCAUCCGAGGCGCCAAUUUUAUGCACCGAUUCUUUCUCAGGUUCGUUAUAUACUUGUUUCGAGGAUGGCUAAGCCAGAGGAAGUUUUAGUAGUUGAGAACGAAAAUGGAGAGGUUGUUAGAGAGUUUAUGAAGGAUACUGAUGCUAUUAAUCUCUACAAGAAUAUGCGAGAAACAUUAGUUUACCUUACUCAUCUGGAUUAUUCAGAUACAGAAAGAAUUAUGACCGAAAAGCUUCAAAACCAAGUGAAUGGGACCGAGUGGUCUUGGAAAAAUCUCAACACUUUGUGCUGGGCUAUUGGAAGCAUUUCUGGUGCAAUGCAUGAAGAAGAUGAAAAAAGAUUUCUUGUUACUGUUAUUAAGGAUCUGUUAGGGUUAUGUGAACAAAAGAAAGGAAAAGAUAACAAAGCAAUCAUCGCAUCCAAUAUAAUGUAUGUUGUGGGGCAGUACCCAAGGUUUUUGAAGGCACAUUGGAAGUUCCUCAAAACUGUUGUUAAUAAACUUUUUGAAUUUAUGCAUGAAACUCACGAAGGUGUCCAAGAUAUGGCAUGUGAUACAUUCAUUAAAAUAUCUAUGAAAUGUAGGAGACAUUUUGUGACAGUUCAAACCGGUGAAGUGAUUCCAUUUAUUGAGGAAAUUUUAGCAACCAUCAGGACUAUUAUCUGUGAUCUUCAAACUCAACAGAUUCAUACAUUCUAUGAAGCUGUUGGAUAUAUGAUUAAUGCUCAAGCAAAUCAAGUGGCUCAAGAUACUCUAAUAGAGAAAUACAUGAGUCUGCCAAAUCAAGUUUGGGACGACAUUAUUUCUCAGGCUUCAAAGAAUGUUGAUGUCUUAAAAGACCCUGAUGUGGUUAAGCAACUUGUGAGUAUUUUGAAAACAAAUGUCAGAGCUUGUAAGGCCUUGGGACACCCGUAUGUUGUACAGUUAGGAAGGAUUUAUUUAGAUAUGCUGAAUGUUUAUAAAGUAAUGAGUGGUAAUAUAACGGCUGCUAUCACUGCCAACGGAGAAGUUGUCACCAAACAGCCGCUUAUUAAAAGUAUGAGAGUUGUGAAAAAAGAAACUUUAAAGCUGAUAUCUGAUUGGAUAAGCCGCACGAAUGAUCACGCUAUGGUUUUAGAAAACUUCAUUCCUCACCUAUUGGAUGCCGUCCUUUUGGAUUACAAUCAUUGUAGCGUGGCCUCGGCGAGGGAACCGGAAGUGCUUUCGGGUAUGGCUACAAUAGUCAAUAAGCUUCAAGCCCAUAUCACCCCAGAGGUCCCAAAAAUUUUUGAUGCAGUUUUUGAAUGCACAUUGAAUAUGAUCAACAAAAAUUUUGAGGAAUAUCCUGAGCAUAGAACCAACUUCUUUUUGUUGCUUCAGGCAGUUAAUAGUUAUUGUUUCCCCGCAUUUUUAAAUAUCCCAUCUGCCCAGUUCAAAUUUGUCUUGGAUUCAAUUGUUUGGGCUUUCAAACAUACUAUGAGAAACGUAGCUGAGACAGGUCUUCAGAUUCUUCAUCAGCUGCUGCUCAAUGUGGAACACCAUGAACAAGCAGCGCAAAGCUUUUAUGCAACAUAUUUCACAGAUAUUCUUCAGCAUGUUUUAUCUGUUGUUACCGACACUUCACAUACUGCAAAUCUCACCUGGCAUGCACAAAUAUUAUCAUAUAUGUUCAAAUUAGUUGAAACGAGUCCUUAUGGAGUACCGCUUGGCCAACCUGGGCCGCAGAAUAUUACUUUUGUCCAAGAGUAUGUAGCAUCCAUUUUGAAAUCAGCGUUUCCCCACCUGUCUGAUAAUCAGAUUAAAAUAACUGUUCAGGGUAUGUUUAAUCUUGAACAUGACCUACCAGCUUUCAAAGAACAUCUAAGAGACUUCCUGGUUCAAAUAAGGGAGUAUACUGGGGAAGAUGAUUCUGACCUCUUCUUAGAUGAAAGAGAAGCUGAAUUGAGAAGGGCCCAAGAGGAAAAGAGGAGAGCUCAAUUAUUAGUUCCCGGUAUUAUUAAUCCUCACGAUUUACCUGAAGAAAUGCAGGAUUGA
Molecule: messenger RNA, 3195 nt
Organism: Nezara viridula (southern green stink bug)
Lineage: Eukaryota; Metazoa; Arthropoda; Insecta; Hemiptera; Pentatomidae
Source: the annotation of a GenBank genome assembly